This is a messenger RNA of Oncorhynchus kisutch (coho salmon), 1997 nucleotides long. RefSeq names its product zona pellucida sperm-binding protein 4-like. Bases 61 to 1947 code for a protein of 628 amino acids. The record is from RefSeq and is a predicted model, not a curated record. NCBI's taxonomy places the organism in Eukaryota, Metazoa, Chordata, Actinopteri, Salmoniformes, Salmonidae. The transcript is spliced from 16 exons.
GUGUUAAGAAGCCCUCAUAAUGCAGAGGAGACAUACCUCCAGAAUGUAGCUGGGGUUCCGAUGCGGGUGCUCUCAACCUCAACCUUCUUUGAGCAGAAGUGGCUGGUUACUCGAGUAGAUGCCACGGCUGUUUGUCCAACACCAGAGGCAGUGGCCUUUACUCCAGAAGUGAUCACCUGGUACAUGCCCAAGCACAUAGACCCACUUUUCUCCUCUGAUGCCUUCACCAUGUUGGAGGUGUACAUGGGAAUUGACGCUAAGAGGCUGGACACUGAAGAAAUGGCUGCCAGAAACUACUCGGUUUUAGUCACAGAGGCUCAUAUUAUUGUUGAAAUUCCGGUGGGGGCGGUUGGCGGCUACUUCAAGAGCCAUAUUCAGGAUGACCAGUACUUUGUCACUUACACCAUUGAGCCCAUGCUUGAGUUGCUGUGGAUCGAGGAGGUUGCACACGAGAACACCAGCUAUAAAGUCCUCUUCCCUAUCACAACACCUCCGAUGGCCAGGCCUCCACAAGUUCGCAACUACACGCCCUUAGACACAGUUCCUGAGCAGGCAGUGUUUGUGCUUUUCAGGAUGGAGGUGCCCUUCUCAGACCCGGUGGUCUUUAAGGAGAGAAGGGCGGAACAAGGUGUCACAACCUUCACGCUUCAGCUGAUCUACGGCCUGGUCAUCUUUCCAGAGUACGCUCCUUUCUCUCACUCUGCCGUUGUGGACGCUGUACUGCUGGACAUUGUGCCACCCUCAGUCACUGGCAACUGUGAUCAGGAGAACUUCCACAUCACUGUGGACUACAGGAACCAAGAGCCCUUUUUUGUGGUCUUGGUUGGCAAGCGGCUGCUUAACCAUGAGUUUGCUCAACAGUAUUUAACAGAGGGCGACACAGACUUCACCAUCACGUUGCCCUUCUCUUCGCCGGACGCAGUGUUUGAGUCGGUUCACUCGUCCUCUGUCAGGAGCAGACUGGAUGUGGCUCUGUUGAAUCCUUACAACAACAUGACCAUCAAAUACUUUUCCCUGGCUUGCAGCUUCCUCAAAACGCUGACUGAGUGUUUCUCUAACGGAACGAUGACUGCGCUGGCAGUGAAGGUGGAGUCUGCUCCCGGUCUGAACCCCGGUCAGCUGACCCUGAGCGACCCCGCCUGUGGUCCCACCUACAGUGACGAUCGCUUCGCCUACUUCCACUUCACUGUGAACUCCUGUGGCACCACCAGGAAGUUUAUCAACAAUGUCAUGCUGUAUGAGAACAAAAUCUCCUUGCCAGAUGAACUUGAGGUGAAGCUGAAUGCCACGACGUCUUCAGAGGAGGAAUAUCAGUUAAAGGUUUCCUGCUACUAUGUGGCCAACAUCACUCGCACAUUGGCCUUUCUGACCAGGCCGCGUGACAACGAGCCUUUUGCCGAGACUGGGACUGGUCGACUAAUGGUCAGAAUGAGACUCGCUCAGGACGCCUCGUAUAACACGUUCCACCAGGAGGAGGACUAUCCAGUGGUGAGGUACCUUAGACAGCCUCUGCACUUUGAGGUGGAGCUGACCACGUCCUCUGAUCCCAAGGUAGCGCUGGUGCUUGACCACUGCUGGGCCACCCUCAACGAGGACCGUGACUCCCGACCCCGGUGGAAUCUCAUCAUUAAUGGCUGUGAGAACCCCGAGGAUCCAUACCGUGUGGUCUUCCACCCGGUAGAAGUUGACGCCAGGGUCCACUUCCCCUCUCACGUCAAACGCUUUGAGGUCUAUAUGUUUUCCUUCGCCGAGGAUGCGGUUGAGCAGAGUGGCCAGGUCUUUGUCCAUUGUGAUGUGGUCAUCUGUGAUGCCAGUAGUCCCACUGGCGGCCCCUGUAGUGGACAAUGUGUGAAUCAGGACAACCUGAAAAGAGGUCAACGACAUGUCAAAGACUUCUUUGAGGAGCGUCAUGUAUAUGUUUCUUCUGGAUACAUUCUUUGGGUGUAAUGUAUUGUUCUAACAUGUCAAAUAAAGUGUUCUAUAUAAAACAAUCCUAA